AUGGGUGCCGGAGAAAGCAGCAUGGCUCUCGAAAAACAUCUUUUCGAUUUGAAAUUCGCUGCUAAGCAAUUAGAGAAGAAUGCUCAAAGGUGCGAAAAAGAAGAAAAAGUCGAGAAGGAUAAGUUGACUGCAGCAAUCAAGAAAGGAAAUAAAGAAGUCGCACAAGUGCAUGCCGAAAAUGCCAUCAGAAAGAAGAAUGAAGCUGUCAACUACAUCAAAAUGGCUGCCAGAAUCGAUGCCGUUGCUGCAAGAGUUCAGACAGCGGCAACUCAGAAACGAGUCACCGCCAGUAUGAGUGGAGUUGUGAAAGCAAUGGAAAGUGCAAUGAAGAGCAUGAAUCUGGAGAAAGUACAACAGUUGAUGGAUCGUUUCGAGAGAGAUUUCGAGGAUCUCGAUGUUACAACAAAAACAAUGGAGAAAACGAUGGAUGGAACUACAGUUCUCAAUGCUCCAAAAUCACAAGUGGACGCGCUCAUAGCAGAGGCUGCCGACAAGGCCGGAAUCGAGUUGAACCAAGAAUUGCCAUCAAACGUGCCAACUGCUCUACCAACCGGAACACAAGCUGUCUCAGAAGACAAAGAUUUAACGGAACGACUCGCAGCUCUCCGAAAUAUGUGA
Molecule: messenger RNA, 618 nt
Organism: Caenorhabditis briggsae
Lineage: Eukaryota; Metazoa; Nematoda; Chromadorea; Rhabditida; Rhabditidae
Exons: 4
Coding region: 1-618 (205 amino acids)
Biological process (GO): endosome transport via multivesicular body sorting pathway; protein transport; late endosome to vacuole transport
Cellular component (GO): multivesicular body; ESCRT III complex
Source: RefSeq, a predicted model, not a curated record